CUGACUGGCACACAGUCGUGAUCUGAGGUUUCUUACUUUUUCCAAAUGUCGCGUGAUUUGAGCUACUAUCGCGACAGUUAGCUAGCUCGCUACAAUCAACGGCCAUUUGCGCGAAGAGGAGAGUUGACCAACGGCUAACGGCUCCUUCCACACAGUUUGUAACAGGCUACAUCUGAAAUAAUAAACUUAUAAAACACACAAAGCAUGGCCGAUGUUGAGGUUCAGUUCGAGGUCCAGCUCCCCUCACACUCCCCGUCAGGACCAGACGUGUUUGCGGUCCUGCAGGAGGACAUGAGCGGCCAGAGGGAGUCAGAAACCACCGGGCCAGGAGGUCAUGUAUUUCAUCGUUCAGAGGUGGAGGAGCCGCUGUCGGUCCCGGCCGUCGUCGCUCUGGCGCCACCUUGUGGUGACCACGCGUCCUGCAGCUGUGACUGUGAGGCCUGCAGCGGGCCCGGGCUCAGGCGGGUGGAGAGGAGCCUCCAGUCCAUGGAGCUGCAGCUGCAGUUCCUCAUGAGCAAGGCAGACGACCUACACGCCAGGCUCGGAAAUGUACAGGAUUACAGCAGCAUAGAGGAUAACAGGGUCGCUGCAGCAGUGCCAAGCUUCCUGUACACCUGUCAGCCGUACUUUAACCACCUGGAGUCCACCAGCUCCGUGUCCCAGCACACCCUGCUGCCUUUUGACAUCUACACAAGGGUGCGUUCGCUGUUAGACUUCUCCCAGCAGCUGUGUGACAGGUUGGAGCAACUGGUGUUGACCUACGCCAGCUAUAAUCUCCUCUGUUUGGACGAGACCAAGCCUAAUAGUGUGUCUCACUUCUGCGUGGGUCAGAGUCAGCUCGGUCCACUGAGGGUGACCGCGUUCCUUUACUGUAAGCCCACGCCGUACCUGGCCCGGGUCGACACCGGCCUCUACAAACGCAUGCGCUGGAACGUGGAGAGGCUCCGAGACGAGCGGCAGACGGGUGACGAGCGUGAGGAGGGGGAGGCAGAGGUAGUCGGCGACACGGAGUAUUACUUCCUGUGCUACGAGGACAUUCCCAACGCACACGCAGAUGCCGGCGGGGAUACCCAAGGCGUCUCCCACGGCAACGUGGUGAGGAUGUGGUCCAUCGGUCAGUGGGUGCAGGUGACCCCCGACACGGAGGACAUCUAUGACUGGAUCAUGUGUGAGGUCCCUCAGGCCAGCUAUCACAGGCUGCUGUUCCUGGGCAGCGAUGAGCCGUCGAGCUGCAGUGCUACAGACUACCUGCAGCAGCUGCUGUUGUCACACCAGACAGAGUGACGACAUUGAUGGUGUGUAUUAACACACACACAUAACAUCUGUCUCUGGGGCCGCGCCUUUCGGAUGAAAAACAACGUGAAGAGAGACUGGACCCGUUUAGAUCUCACAGGACGGUGCAGACGAAUCCUCAACGCUAGUUAAUAAGAGAUUCUAAAGUUCAACAUCUGGAUGUCAGAGCAGACACACCCGAGCCGAAAUCACAAGAACGUCACGAGUGUGAAAUAUGUGAUCGUUUCUGCCUGAUGCAUUCAGGGCCUGUUGGUUUUUCCACAUUUUAAAAGCUGUUUUUGUAAUGUUCGACAAAAGCUGGUUUCCAAAGCAAAGUUUUAUAGUGAAGUAAUAGUUUUAUGCCGUGUACUGUGAUGAGUGAUGUUUAACUCUUGAUGUUUGAUGCACACUAUUCUGUUCAGUGUGUUAACGUGGAAAAGAUUUUUUUAUAAGAGAUUGUAAAUAUUUUGUUACGUUUUAAGUGUUAAGUUCUUUAAGUAUUGGAGUUGUUUUGUUGUGUUGUAAAGAAUUCCAGAGGCGUUAUUUAAAAAAACCCAAAACAUUUUAUUUACACGAAACAUUGCAUUGAAAUAAUUACACACAAUCACAGAUUUCUGUCUUUCACAGAGUCUAAAUAAACAUGGAAAAAUGUACAUUUUUAAACAAGCUGCCAUGAUUUGGGCUCCUCAAGGGAGAGUUGCCCGUUAACUUCAACAGGUUCAUCAAGCCAUUUAAAUUAGCACUCAAAGGCCUCACUUUGUAUUCAAUAAAUUAAUAUCUAAAAUGUGAAAUGUACUAUCUUUGAGCCGAAGAAACAAAAAGAAGUUUGUUCACUCAUAGUUCAGUCUACUGUGUUCAGUUUGACCUUGUCAUCAUUCAGCUCAUCAGGUCAUUUGACUGGAUAUAAAGUAGAAGAAGGUCAUUUACUUAACAAAAGGAUCAUAUCUACCAUUUACAACCAACGUCCUUCAUUCUCCAUUCAAUAAAAAUCUAUAUAUGACUCUUUUAAGGGCUGCUAUACUUCUAAAUCUCUAAAGUACAAAAGUAAAGUGGAGUUUCCCUUCAUAACAGUGAGCAGUCUUUUUUUAAAACAUCGUACACAUAAAUGUUUACAAAAAACACCACACGGACAUGUUUAAUUAAGAAAGCACAUUUAAAAAGUCCAGCUUCGUAAAACAAAGAAGUAGCAUAAUGCGUCCUAACUGGAGGACGGAGGGCAGACGGACAGAGGCGUAAACGCCUGUUUCUCAGCUGCUACACACAGUGUGUGGAAGGACAGGAAUCUGUCUGAAGGGUCGAUCAGAAGUUAAAGCACUGGAUUCAGAUUCAUACGGCUUUCAGUUCAGUUAUUAACCAGAAAUCUGCCCAUAUGCUGCUUGACACUGGAGAGCAGGGCAGCGAGCCAAGAACUGACUGGAUACAAAAACUGAAUCAAAAUGGACAAUAAGUGGAAUUAAAUCUUUCAUUUUUUUUAAAUAUAAUUUCUGUGCCCUCCUUUUAGAUUUACAGUCCAAAAAACGAUAAGAAAUCCACUGAAUGAAUCCUAAAAAAUGACCUUUUUAAAAAAAAAC
Molecule: messenger RNA, 2843 nt
Organism: Anoplopoma fimbria (sablefish)
Lineage: Eukaryota; Metazoa; Chordata; Actinopteri; Perciformes; Anoplopomatidae
Gene: c9h19orf67
Product: chromosome 9 C19orf67 homolog
Exons: 8
Coding region: 205-1284 (359 amino acids)
Source: RefSeq, a predicted model, not a curated record